Aphanomyces astaci is the source of this 4452-nucleotide messenger RNA. RefSeq lists its product as hypothetical. Bases 58 to 4401 code for a protein of 1447 amino acids. The record is from RefSeq and is a predicted model, not a curated record. Gene Ontology annotation, biological process: UDP-N-acetylglucosamine biosynthetic process. Gene Ontology annotation, molecular function: UDP-N-acetylglucosamine diphosphorylase activity; oxidoreductase activity. The transcript is spliced from 14 exons. NCBI's taxonomy places the organism in Eukaryota, Oomycota, Saprolegniomycetes, Saprolegniales, Verrucalvaceae.
UUUCCCCCUCAGACGCCAAGUCGCCGCCAGGACUUCAUCCGCCUUUCCAUCGCCAACAUGGACCAACCCACAGAACUGCCUCCAACCAUUACCUCUCCAUCCGCGUCGCCAUCACACCUCUCUUCAUCCUUGCGCCAGCCGCCGUCCCUGCAACUGCUGCAGGAGAAAAUGGGACCCAAAAAGUGGGAGAACCCGCUCGUGCCAGAGGCAACGCGCGCGAAAUUCCGCGAUGCCGAGCAGCUGGACGUGUUCCAAUUUGUGGAUACGGAAGGGUUGUUGUCCGAUGCCGACGUGCAGACCUUGCUCGACGACGUCGAGGAUUUGGACCUGGCGUUCAUCAAGCAGAUUUACACGGAGUCGCUGUUGUUUGACAAAGGCGCGAGGGCGAGUUUGACCAAUUGCUCCAUUGAACCGCUGGACGAGUUCGACUCGGUGCUGACGUCAACGCCGGAAACUAUCGCGGCUUGGCGGGCAUUGGGGUACGAUGCGAUCAAUCGUGGGGAAGUUGCCGCCAUGAUUUUGGCAGGCGGCCAAGGCACACGGUUGGGCUUUGAUGGCCCCAAAGGCAUGUUUGACAUUGGUUUGUUGUCCAAGAAGAGUCUCUUCCAGCUGUUUGCCGAACGUGUGCUUCGCGUCCAGAAAAAUGCGAAAAAGCACGGCCGCGUCGCGCACGACCCGGUCGUGCCGCUCUUCAUCAUGACGAGCCGCAUGAACCACGACACGACCCAAGCGUUCUUUGAAGAAAACAACUACUUUGGGUUGAAAGGUGCCCAAGUCACGUUCUUUCCACAAGGCACGUUGCCCUGCUUGACCAAGACCGGCAGCAUCAUGCUCGAAAGUCCGCACUCGAUUGCGCGCGCGUCCGACGGAAACGGAGGCGUGUUCACGGCCAUGCUAAAGCACCACGUGCUGCAGAAAAUGAACCUCGCCAACAUUUUGCACUUGCACGUGUUCUCGGUGGACAAUGCGCUCAACAAGGUCGCCGACCCCGUGUUUGUCGGGUAUUGCAUUGAAAAACAGACGGACAUUGGCAACAAAGUCGUGUGGAAGACCAACCCCGACGAAAAGGUCGGCGUCGUGGCCAAGAAAGACAACAAGUUUUGUGUGGUCGAGUACAGCGAACUCGACGCCCAGAAUGCCCAGCUCGUGGACCCCACGACCAACAAAUUGGUCUACGGGGCAGGCAACAUAUGCAACCACUACUUUUCAGUACCGUUCCUCACGCGCACGUUGGCGAGUUUGCAGUUGCCGUACCACAUUGCCAUGAAGAACAUCCCGUCCGUGUCGAUCCAUGACGCCAGCACCACGUCGUUCCCGGGCAUGAAGUUGGAAGCGUUCAUCUUUGACAUUUUUGCGGCCGCGACGCACAUGGCGGUGCUGGAAGUGGCCCGGGAGGACGAGUUUGCCCCCGUGAAGAAUGCAAACGGCAACACCGACAACGGCUACACGGCCGACUCGCCCGACUCGGCGCGAUAUUUGCUCAGUGCCCAGGCCAAGCGGUGGAUCGAAGCCAUGGGCGGAGAUUUGAAAUUGCACUUGGUGACCAAAGGCGAACUGGAAAAACGAGGCAAGCGGUUGAAACGCUGGUCCAAACGGUUGGUCGAAUUCGACGCCGCGACCAACUGCAUCACCACGUACAAGUCGGAAGACACCAAGUCGAAAAAGGCCAAGACGUCGUCUGUGGUCAAGUGCGAGCUCCAAGAACACUACGGUGUGUCCGUGUUAUUGGGCAACGGCAAAGUGCUCCAACUCAAGUGUCCGUCCGAGGACGACCAGAUCCACUGGAACCAAGUGAUUACGGAAGCGUUGCAGCCUAAUGUGGCCAACGAACGCCUCUGCGAAGUGUCGCCGCUGGUGUCGUAUGAAGGGGAAGGCCUCGAGCAUUUGAAUGGCCGUCAGUUCUCGCUGCCGUGCCACGUUUCGGAAGAGUUUGCGCGUCGAUUGAGUAUGCACGUACCGUCGUUUGCGUUCAUUUCCAACUCGAAAAUGAAGAGCAUCGUCGCCGAUGGACCGGACCUCGUGCUGUCGGAAAGCGAGGCGGCCCCCGUCGUGGACAAAUCGCACGACGUGGUCAUUGAAACCAAAUUUGCUGCCGUGACCCCCCUGGAUGUGGCGCUGCGGGCAAACGAGCCAGAAGGCGUUCCUGGCUUCGCGAUCUCGGGGGUUGUGACGUCGGUGGGCAACGACGUGGUCAAGUUCAAAGUCGGCGACCGCGUGUGCGCUUUGAUCGCUAAAAAUGGAUGGAGCGAGUUCGUCAAAGUGCAAGAGAAUGACUGCGUGGCCAAGUUGCCUUUGAGUAUGCCGCUGUCGCUGGCGGCACACGUUCCAGUGACCACUUUACUCGCGCACCACCUCGUGCAACAGGUCCAGUCGGGUGACCGGGUGCUGAUUGUGUCGCAUGGCUACGGUGACAUUGGAUACGUCUUGGCGCAGUUGUGUGCAGCACAAGGGGCGGCGUGGAUUGGCAUUUGGACCAACGAUCCACACAAGUUUGCGUUUCUUGAAAACACCAUUCCCGUUGUCAAGAGUGUGGCGGAAGCACACGAGUUGGCCACGGCCGCGACCGCCCUCGACGUGAAUCUAGCGAUUGACGUGAGCGUGACCCUCCACCAACCGACGGCAGCCGUCAUCAAGACUGUGACGAUUCAAAACUUGAUUGGGGCGGUGCCCAUCUUCACAGCGUCCGACUUGAGCGGCAUGGUCGAUCGAAUUGCCAGUGAGACGCUGAGCUUUCCGUCGUCGUUGGUGGUCGAGAAGCCGCUGGCGUCGGUGGGUGCGACGUUGAAGGAAUUAUUGACCACCAGUGUGUCACUCCGUGUCAACACACCGGUGAUACCUCAAGUCAUCAUCGACCAGUUGACUGAAGCCAAGCAAGACCACGUGUUGAAGUUUUACCAAGCUGGAAAGCUCACGAAUGCCGAGAUCGACCAACUGAUUCAAGACUUGGAACACUUGGAUUUGGACCAUUUGAGCUCGAUCUUUGAAACGAGCAUGCUGUCCGACGGCGCGUCGGUCACGGGCUCGUUGGAGCCGCUGGACUCGACGGACGCGGUUGCCACGACCCCCGCGUCGACCAUUGACGCGUGGCGAAACAUCGGGUCGGAUGCGAUUCGACAAGGCAAAGUGGCGGCGCUGGUGCUUUCUGGUGGCCAAGGCACUCGCUUGGGGUUUGCUGGUCCCAAAGGCAUGUACAACAUUGGGUUGCCGUCGGAGAAAAGUCUGUUUCAAUUGUUCAGCGAACGAAUUCUGCGCCUCGAGUCGCUGUUGGGCGGCGGCGUCGCGGGCAAGAUUCCGUUUUACAUCAUGACCAGCGUCAUGAACCACGACGCGACCGAAGUGUUUUUCAAGCAGCACGGGUUUUUCGGGCUCCAGCCGUCGCAGGUCGUGUUCUUUCCCCAAGGCACGCUGCCCUGCUUUACCAAACAAGGCAAAUUGAUGCUCGAGAGUGCGGGCAAGCUGGCCACGGCGUCGGACGGCAACGGAGGCGUGUACACGGCGCUGGAAAAGAGCGGCGCGUUGGACCGGAUGAAGGCUGAAGGCACCGAGUACUUGCACGUGUUUUCUGUCGACAAUGCCAUGUGCAAAGUGGCCGACCCAGUGUUCAUGGGGUACUGCAUCGAAAAGAAGGCCGACUGCGGCAACAAAGUCGUGUGGAAGUCGCGUCCUGACGAGAGUGUGGGCGUGGUCGCCAAGCGCGGAGGCCAGUAUUGUGUCGUUGAAUACAGCGAAAUGGACAAACCCACUAGCGAACUUCGCGAUCCCAAGACCAACCAACUGGUGUACGGCGCCGCCAACAUUUGCAACCACUUUUAUUCCUUGGAGUUCUUGCAAAAGUGUUGCCGCAGCGACAACAUGACCGUGUACCACGUAGCUCACAAGAAGAUUCCGUACGUGAGUCUAGAAACGGGCAAUGUGGUCACGCCCACGACCAAUUCCGGCAUCAAGUUGGAAGCGUUUAUCUUUGACGUGUUUCAGUACGCCACAGCCAUGCAGGUCUUUGAAGUGACGCGGGACGAAGAGUUUGCACCAGUGAAGAACGCCAAGGGCAGCGCUGUGGAUUCCCCCGACACGGCCUGCGACAUGAUUUCAAACGCUGCCAAGAAAUGGAUCCAAGCGGCGGGGGGGUCGUUCGACCCUAUGACGUCUGGGCUUUGUGAGAUUUUGCCCACCGUGUCGUACGGAGGCGAAGGGCUGGAGCAUGUGGUCGCUGCCAACAUGAAGUUGCCUCUCUUGAUAGACUCGAGUCGGCCAAAGGGACGCCGGACAUCGUCGGCGUCCAACACCCGCCGACAGGCACCUGACCAACCCCCUCUUCGCCAGCCCGCCUUAUCGGAACCACUUGCGAUUUCUGCGAGCGACCAGAAGCCCAAAAAGGCCAAGAAGAACUGCACGAUUCAAUAAAGUACCGUUAAACCCAAGCUAAUCAAUCCAUUUAUAUCUCUCUACCGGAAA